This is a messenger RNA of Aphanomyces astaci, 1808 nucleotides long. RefSeq lists its product as hypothetical. Gene Ontology annotation, molecular function: transmembrane transporter activity. The record is from RefSeq and is a predicted model, not a curated record. NCBI's taxonomy places the organism in Eukaryota, Oomycota, Saprolegniomycetes, Saprolegniales, Verrucalvaceae. Gene Ontology annotation, biological process: transmembrane transport. The coding region runs from base 31 to 1686 and encodes 551 amino acids. The transcript has a single exon.
UUUCGAAUUUGCCCCGUCGAUAUCAACAGCAUGUCGUCGAUCGUGCAAUGCCUUGCCCGCCACUGGACGUCCAAUCCGCCCGUGAAGACUGUCGAGCAGAUCGAAGCCGAGAGGUACUUGUUCUGCGUGCCAUGGUUCGGCAACCGGUACUUUACGUCCAAGCUGGUCAAGUUUAACCGGUGGUACCUCUUCGUCGCGUCCUUCUUGUGUCAAUUCUGCUGCGGGUCGCUGUAUUCGUGGUCUAUCUACAACACCCCCAUCGACACGUACAUUUACAAGAACGCCACGGCCGGGAACGCCGUGUACACGUUCUACAUUGCAUGCGGACUCUUGGGCUCCACGGCGGCCCUGCUCGGUCCGUGGCUCGAACGCAACGGCCCUCGCGCCGGCAUGUCCCUCGGGUCGUCGUGCUUUCUCAUCGGGUACAUCAUUGCCGCCAUCUCGCUCGCCAACGAAUCCAUGGUCGGCGUGUACCUUGGGUACGGCCUCGUGUCUGGGUUUGGGCUCGGCAUCAACUACAUUUCCCCGGUGUCAGCGCUGCAAAAGUGGUUCCCCGACAUGCGCGGGACCGCCGCGGGGUUUGCCGUCGGUGGCUUUGGCGCUGGCUCCAUCGUGUGGGGCAAAGUGUACUUGCCGGCCAUCAAAGCGUUCGGGCUGCCCGGGUCGUUCUUGUUUCUGGGCAUCGUCAUGUCGUCGGUCAUGUUCUUCUGCGCGCUGUGCAUGCGGACGCCUCCCCCGGGCUUCAACGUCGGCGGCAUCAACAUCCACGGCGUCGUGCACGUCGAAGGCGAAGACGACCACUUGAUCGAACAAGCCGACCAAGUUGAUGGCAAGGAAAUCAAAAGCAUUCAAUCGCCCGGUGUGACCAAAGACAACAUCACCGAGUACGAAGCCGUCAACGACGACGGGGGCCGCGACGUCCACGAAGCCCACGCCAAGCACCAGGACGGGUACAAGAACGUCAAGAACAUGAGCAUGAUCAGCUGCCUCCUCUCGGCCGACUUUUUCUUCAUGUACUUCAUGUUGUUCGGGAAUAUUGUGUUUGGGCUUGUCGUGCUCUCCCGCCUUGCACCCAUGGCCACGGGGGUAUUCGGGCAGACUGACGACGAAGGCGCGACCGUCGUCUCGAUCAACGGCGCGUUCAACUGCUGCGGUCGUCUGUUCGUGCCCAUGUUGUCCGACCUGCUCGUGCGCCUCUUUCACUUGAACCCGCCGUUCGCGCGGAAGUGCAUCUUUUUCACGACCCUUGUCACGCAAAUGGUCAUUCUCAUCACGUUGCCCACGAUCAUGCGCAACAAGAACUACGACCUGUUCCGGUUCGAGAUCUGGCUGCUCACGCUCUGCUACGGCGGCGGCUUCGGCACCAUCCCCGCCUUCCUCACCGACAUGUUUGGCGCGUACAACAUUGGCGCGCUCCACGGAUUCAUCUUGACCGCGUGGUCCAUCGCGGGCGUCGGCGGCGGCCUCGGCUUCACCUUCAACUUCAACCACUUGUACAAGGUCGAUAAGAUCCCGCUCGUCGAAGCGUACAUCCAAAACAUUCACUGGAUCGUCGCCACGACCAUCGUCGGUGUUGUGGCUCUCUUUGGCGUGCGCACGAACCCCGUGGACCGCUUCGCGCCCGGCUACCAGUUCAGCAUCUGCGGCAAGCCCAUCCUUCGCAUUGGCCAGAACAAGGCGACCUAACGUGAGAUGAUGGAUGUCUUUUUCAUAUGUAUUAAUAAUACCAAACUUCGUUGAGAAAAUAUAAGGAUUUUUGGUGGGGAGAAUUAUUGUAAAAUUAAUUGACAAUUAAAUACAGAAACCAG